AUGCCCAUCAGCAAAAUCUUCGCCCGUCAGAUCUUUGACUCCCGUGGCAAUCCCACCGUCGAGGUGGACGUCACCACCGAGCUCGGUCUCUUCNACGAGGCGCUGGAGCUGCGCGACAAUGACAAGAGCAAGUACCACGGCAAGUCGGUGAUGGAGGCCAUCAACAACGUCAACCAGAUCAUCGCCCCCAAGCUGGUCGGCUCGAAUGUUGACGUCAGCAAUCAGGCCGCCGUGGAUGAUCUGCUCUGCAAGCUGGACGGCACCGAAAACAAGAGCACUCUGGGCGCCAACGCAAUUCUGGGCGUGUCCAUGGCUGCGGCCAAG
This is a messenger RNA of Rhagoletis zephyria (snowberry fruit fly), 324 nucleotides long. The record is from RefSeq and is a predicted model, not a curated record. NCBI's taxonomy places the organism in Eukaryota, Metazoa, Arthropoda, Insecta, Diptera, Tephritidae.